This is a messenger RNA of Acipenser ruthenus (sterlet), 994 nucleotides long. It is a transcript of the gene b9d1, whose product is annotated as B9 protein domain 1. Gene Ontology annotation, biological process: cilium assembly. The transcript is spliced from 7 exons. Bases 180 to 794 code for a protein of 204 amino acids. Lineage: Eukaryota; Metazoa; Chordata; Actinopteri; Acipenseriformes; Acipenseridae. The record is from RefSeq and is a predicted model, not a curated record. Gene Ontology annotation, cellular component: MKS complex.
AGCACUUAAGACUAAAGUAAAACGCUUUCCUUCCUUUGUAUUUUGGACCUAACGAGAACCCGUAAAAGAGGCGUCCUCGGUAUCCACAGGAGAUCUUGACAACAGAGGAAGUAGCCGUAACGACAUAGAUAACAAGAACAUUAUUAGUUCGAUUGCAAACCGUUGUGUAAAAAGCAAAAAUGACAGCCAACCCUUCUGUUUUUCUUCUUAUGGUUAAUGGGCAAAUCGAAAGUGCAAAUUUCCCAGAGUUUGACGACCUAUAUUGCAAGUAUUGCUUUGUGUACGGCCACGACUGGGCUCCAACUUCUGGUCUAGAAGAGGGAAUAUCUCAGAUAACCUCCAAGAGCAGAGACACCCAGCAAAACUUUGUGUGGAACUUUCCUAUUGACAUCUCUUUUAAGAGCACAAACCCAUUUGGCUGGCCCCAGAUUGUGGUCAGUGUAUACGGCCCUGAUGUCUUUGGGAACGAUGUAGUUCGAGGGUAUGGAGCUGUACACAUCCCAUUCACCCCAGGCCGACACAAGAGAACCAUUCCAAUGUUUGUUCCCGAAUCUUCCUCAAUGCUGCAGAAGUUCACAAGCUGGUUUAUGGGAAGACGCCCCGAGUUCACAGACCCCAAGGUUGUUGCCCAAGGAGAAGGAAGGGAAGUUACAAGAGUACGUUCACAAGGAUUUAUUACUCUUUCUUUCAAUGUUGUCACAAAAGACAUGAAGAAUCUUGGUUAUGACACCACCACUGCAGACCUUCAGAAUCCUUCAGUGUCCACUGUUACAGAUGCUUCCUACAGAACAUAAACAGAUAUUUACUGAAGAAAUGCAAUUUUUUUCACCUGUGUUGUAAUAUAUAGUAUGUAGUGUAAUAUAUAAUCAUAUUCACAUGUACUUCAACUCUACUUGUAAACAGCAUACCUGUAUAUUGCACUCUGCUGUAAAUAACUUUUUUUUAUUGAUUUUUAUUUAAUAACUUUUUUAUAUUUAAAUAAAAUCUGAAUUUA